Raphanus sativus (radish) is the source of this 2126-nucleotide messenger RNA. Its product is annotated as protein DA1-related 2. The record is from RefSeq and is a predicted model, not a curated record. The coding region runs from base 326 to 1897 and encodes 523 amino acids. Gene Ontology annotation, molecular function: ubiquitin binding. The transcript is spliced from 12 exons. Lineage: Eukaryota; Viridiplantae; Streptophyta; Magnoliopsida; Brassicales; Brassicaceae.
CAUCCUCCCCACACCGUUGUUUGAGAGAUUCUCCGCCUCAGCAAAAAUAUAAAUAUUCUCUUAAAAACAUCUCUUUCUCUCUGUUCCUUUCCUUUCAGAAGCUAAGCAUCUCUUCCUUUUCUUUUUUUUCUUUAUAUUUUUUAGCCCGAUCUCUUCUGCAAAGAUUCUCUCUUUUCAUAUAUGUUUUUAUUCUCUAAUAACAAUUAAUGACUUAUAACUUCAUCUUCUUCCUCCUUCUUUGCUUCUCUCUAGGGCUGUCGUUUUCUCUUCACUCACACGUUUUCAAAGAUAUAUAACACACGUGUGGGACAUUCUUCAUCGUCAUAUGGAUUCUUCUUCCUCGUCCUCAUCAUCUUCUUCAUACGGUGUUGCUCAUGUUAGCCAUAUCUCCAAUCCUUGUAUCUUUGGGGAAGCUGGGUCAUCAUCUUCAUCAACAUACAGAGAUAAGAGAUGGAACUUGAUGAAAUGGGUGAGUAAGCUUUUCAAGAGUGGCUCUAAUGGUGGCGGUGGUGGUGGUGCUCGCACUAAUCAUCAUCCUCCUCAGUUUCAAGAGGACGAGAACAUGGUCUUUCCUCUACAUCCUUCAUCUUUGGACGAUCGUUCGAGAGGUGCACGAGACAAAGAAGAACUCGAUCGUGCAAUGUCACUUUCUCUAGCUGACGAUAGGAGGCGGCCACAUGGUUAUGGUUGGUCUAUGGAUAACAAUUCAGAUUUUCCAAGGCCAUUUCACGGUGGAGUCAAUCCACCAUCUUUUAUUCCACCUUAUGAACCUACUUAUCAAUUCAGAAGAAGACAAAGCAGAAUAUGCGGCGGAUGCAACCGUGAUAUCGGAAUGGGGAACUACCUAGGAUGCAUGGGAACAUUCUUUCAUCCUGAAUGUUUUUGUUGCCACUCUUGUCGUUACCCUAUCACUGAGCACGAGUUCUCUCUGUCAGGAACGAAACCAUAUCACAAGAUUUGUUUCAAAGAGCUUACUCAUCCUAAAUGCGAAGUUUGUCACCAUUUUAUCCCAACUAAUGAUGCUGGCUUGAUCGAGUAUCGAUGCCAUCCGUUUUGGAAUCAAAAGUAUUGUCCCUCUCAUGAGUACGAUAAGACCGCUCGUUGCUGUAGCUGCGAACGUUUGGAGUCAUGGGACGUGAGAUAUUACACGUUAGAAGAUGGGAGAAGUUUAUGUUUAGAAUGCAUGGAAACUGCGAUAACCGAUACAGGAGAUUGUCAACCUCUCUACCAUGCUAUACGAGACUAUUACGAAGGAAUGUACAUGAAACUUGAGCAACAGAUUCCUAUGCUUCUUGUUCAACGAGAAGCGCUCAAUGACGCUAUUGUCGGAGAGAAAAACGGAUACCAUCACAUGCCAGAGACGAGAGGUUUAUGUUUGUCUGAAGAACAGACAGUCACAAGUGUUCUUAAAAGACCGAGACUUGGCGCUCACCGUCUUUAUGGUAUGAGAACUCAGCCACGAAAGCUUACACGAAAAUGUGAAGUCACUGCGAUCCUUGUUCUUUAUGGCCUCCCAAGAUUACUCACCGGAGCCAUUCUCGCCCACGAGCUGAUGCAUGGAUGGCUAAGGCUCAAAGGGUAUAGGAACCUAAACCCUGAGGUAGAGGAAGGUAUCUGCCAAGUCCUCUCAUACAUGUGGCUUGAAUCCGAAGUUCUCUCAGAUCCUCUUUCAAGAAACGUGCCUUCAACGUCAUCAUCAUCAUCUUCGUUUUCUAACAAAAAAGGAGGGAAAUCAAAUAUGGAGAAGAAGCUUGGUGAGUUCUUUAAGCAUCAGAUAGCACACGACGCAUCUCCAGCUUAUGGAGGAGGUUUCAGAGCAGCAAAUGCAGCAGUGUCUAAGUACGGUCUGCAUCGUACACUCGAUCAUAUCCGCUACACUGGAACUUUUCCUUUGUAAACUUACCAGUGACGUUCACAGUGUUUAUGUUAUGUUUCUUUCAUCUUACUAUAUGUUUGAUUUGGAUUGGAAGGAUCACACAAAAGGUUUGUUUUUAACUUUUUAUAGAAUCUCAGAACUGGCUCUGUCUCCCUUUUUGAAUGGGAGGAUUUGGUUGUUUGGAGGUUUUUUUUAUAUAAACAAUUAUUGAAUAAUACUAAUAACAAAAAAAUCAAUUAGAUUCCUAAAA